This is a messenger RNA of Pangasianodon hypophthalmus (striped catfish), 1166 nucleotides long. RefSeq names its product centromere protein K (gene cenpk). Gene Ontology annotation, cellular component: nucleus. Gene Ontology annotation, biological process: mitotic sister chromatid segregation; kinetochore assembly. The coding region runs from base 202 to 1020 and encodes 272 amino acids. NCBI's taxonomy places the organism in Eukaryota, Metazoa, Chordata, Actinopteri, Siluriformes, Pangasiidae. The record is from RefSeq and is a predicted model, not a curated record. The transcript is spliced from 10 exons.
CACUGCACUCAUGAACGCACCAACAGGAAGUGCGUCACGGCGGGCCAGCUGGCGGCAUUUUUGUUUGGAUGUGACAGAAAACAAGCUGUAGAAGAAGAAUGUAAACGCUUUGAAGAUACCUCUGAGAACCUGGAAUAUUAUCUAGUAUAUUAGCGUUAAAAAAGUUAAAAUAUUAAAAUUAAUCACUCGCGUGCGACAGGAAUGGAGCAGGAGGUCGAGGCUGUCGAGGCCGCUGAGGCUCCGAUCCACUCAUCAGGAUGUUCUGAGGCAGUGAGAGCUGAGCUGCUGGACGAGUGCGAAGAACACUUUGAGGUCUUACAAAAGCUUCAGAGUGAAAUUGCCUCAGCAGAUGAAGGGUCCGGUGAUGGAGAGUCAAACGAGGCAAUGAAUCGUUUGAAUGCCAUCAUGACUGAGCUUGAACAGUGGCAAGAAAUGGAACCCAAAUUACUGUCAACAAACCCUGAAAUUUUAUUGGCCAUCGGGAAGGAAGAGCUGCAAAGACUCAACGGUCAGCUGAAGAUGGUCCUUUCCUACUCCCAAGCAAAGCGAGAUGCCCUGAAAGACCUUUUGCAAAGAGAGCAGGUAUGGCUGGAAGAGAAGAAGGAGGUACUGAGUGCAGUGACUGAACGAGUCGGCACGUUGCGUGAGGAAAAUGAGAAGCUGUCAGAACACAGUAUUCUACAGGACAUGAAGAGAAAAAUCACCAAGGUGAAGGAUUAUCACGGCACCCUCAUGGAGACGCUGAGCGACAUGUUAGCCGAGCAUUUUCCUCUUCCUGGUCAACAAGCACUUGGCACCAAGAAAAAGAAGGGUGCUGUUCCAGAUUAUGGAACAAAUCUUAUCUCACUAAGUGAGAUCCUUGAGCAAUUAACAAACAAAACCCUGGAAACUCCUCACGAGCCCUAUGUGACGAUUGAUGACUCCUUCUGGCCGCCGUACAUUGAAAUGCUACUUCGUAAUGGAAUUGCAAUCAGACACCCAGAGGACUGCAAUAAAAUCCGUCUGGAAAUUUUUCAUUAAUUUUUUUUUUUUUUUUUUUUUACUAACCAGGUUUAAUUAGAUGACCCAUCAUGAGAUUAUAUGUACAGUCUUUUAUGUUCUUCUCCUUGUUUUAUUGUAUAUUUAAAUUUAAGCAAUUUGGAAAAUAAAAUGGCUGAAAAUAUAAA